AUGGAAAGAUUAGCUCAGUUGGCAUUGCAUACUACUUCUGCAAGUGGUGCACCACAAGCACCCGCUCACCCAUUAGAUCCUUUAACCCCACAAGAAAUCAAAUCAGUAUCUUCUCUCAUCAAGAGUAACUACAAAACCAAGUCUCUCAACUUCAAUACCGUCACGUUAAGAGAACCAAUCAAGAGAGCUUAUUACGAAUGGAAGGAAAAGAAUGGUCCCAAACCUCCAAGAAUUGCUUAUUUUGUCAUUGUGGUUGAUGGUGAUAAUGGUGUCCACGAAGGUUUGGUUGAUAUUGGUGCUCAACAAGUCAUUGAAAUGAAUCAUACAGAAGGAGUUCAGCCAAUAUUGACUCCACUGGACUUGCAAAAGACUGAAGAGAUUGUUCGUAAUGAUCCAGAUGUUAUUAGACAAUGUGAAUUGAGCGGCUUACCUCCAAAUUCCAUGGAUAAGAUUUACUGUGACGCUUGGACCAUUGGUUAUGACGAAAGAUGGGGAUCAUCGAAAAGGUUGCAACAAGCCUUGAUGUACUACAGAUCCGACGAAGACGAUUCGCACUAUUCUCAUCCAUUUGAUUUUUGUCCUGUGGUUGACAUGAAUGCUGGUAAAGUUAUUUACAUCGAUAUUCCACAAAGAAGAAGGCCAUUAUCGAAAUUUAAACACUCGAGUUUCCAUCCAAAGCACAUUGCUGAGAAAUUUGGUACUAAAGAAAACCCAUCUGGUUUCAGAAAUGACAACACUCCUAUCAACAUUACUCAACCAGAGGGAGUUUCAUUCAAAUUGAAUGGUCAUGUGAUGUCAUGGUCUAAUUUCAACUUCCAUAUUGGUUUCAACUAUCGUGAAGGUAUUGUUUUGAGUGAUAUGACAUAUAAUGAUCACGGAAAUGUUAGACCAUUGUUUCAUCGUAUUUCUCUUUGUGAGAUGGUGGUACCAUACGGUUGUCCUGACUUCCCACAUCAAAGGAAACACGCUUUGGAUAUUGGUGAGUAUGGUGCUGGUAAUUGUACCAAUCCAUUGGCGUUGGGUUGCGAUUGUAAAGGUGUGAUUCACUACAUGGAUGCUCAUUUCCCAAACAAAGAAGGUGACGCAUCAACAGUCAAGAAUGCAAUUUGUAUCCACGAAGAAGAUGAUGGUUUACUUUUCAAACAUUCUGACUUUAGAGAUGAUUUCCAAACCACUGUUACAACCAGAGGCAAGAAAUUGAUCAUUUCUCAAAUCUUCACUGCAGCAAACUACGAGUAUUGUAUUUAUUGGAUUUUUAGACAGGAUGGUACUAUCAAGUUGGAGAUUAGAUUGACUGGUAUAUUGAACACGUUUGUUUGCGCUGAUGAUGAAGAUAUUGGACCAUGGGGUACUAAAGUUUAUCCAAAUGUCAAUGCCCACAAUCAUCAACACUUGUUCUCAUUGAGAUUGCAUUCAAGAAUUGAUGGAGACAAUAACUCUGCCGCGACAAGUGAUGCCAAAUCUUCACCUUUCCCCACCGGGUCAAACGAAAACAUGUACGGUAACGCAUUCUACUGUGAUAAGAAGACGUUCAACACCGUCAAAGAUGGUAUCACAAAUUUCGAAGGUGCCACAGCUAGAACUUGGGAUAUUUUCAACCCAAACUCGGUCCACAAAUACUCUGGUAAACCAGCAACUUAUAAAUUGGUAUCCACUUUUUGCUCACCAUUGUUGGCACAGGAGGGUUCAUUGGUGAGAAAGAGAGCUCCAUGGGCUGCAAACCACACUCAAGUGCUUCCAUACAAGGAUGAUAAACACGGGUACGGUAUGUUAUACCCAUCAGGAGAACACGUUGCUCAAUGGAGUGGUGAUGGUCCAAGGGGCAUGAGAAAAUGGAUUGGCGAUGGAUCAGCCAAUAUCAACAAUACCGACAUUGUGUUUUUCCAUACUUUUGGUAUCACCCAUUUCCCAGCCCCAGAAGAUUUCCCAGUUAUGCCUACUGAAAUUUUUGAUUUACAAUUGAGACCAAGAAACAUUCAUACCGAGAACCCAGUAUUGGAUGUGAAACCAUCAUACGCUAGAACUACUUCAGAAGUUAAAGCUGGAGCAGUUGGUGUUGAUACGUGUAGUUUGAAUGUUGACAAGAGUUCAAGAUUGGCUACUGAGUGUUGUAAGAAGUAA
Lodderomyces parapsilosis is the source of this 2121-nucleotide messenger RNA. It is a transcript of the gene AMO1, whose product is annotated as Amo1p. The transcript has a single exon. The record is from RefSeq and is a predicted model, not a curated record. Gene Ontology annotation, biological process: amine metabolic process. Lineage: Eukaryota; Fungi; Ascomycota; Pichiomycetes; Serinales; Debaryomycetaceae. The coding region runs from base 1 to 2121 and encodes 706 amino acids. Gene Ontology annotation, molecular function: primary methylamine oxidase activity; quinone binding; copper ion binding.